Aspergillus pseudonomiae is the source of this 2157-nucleotide messenger RNA. Its product is annotated as CAAX farnesyltransferase subunit beta RAM1. NCBI's taxonomy places the organism in Eukaryota, Fungi, Ascomycota, Eurotiomycetes, Eurotiales, Aspergillaceae. The transcript is spliced from 7 exons. Bases 314 to 1855 code for a protein of 513 amino acids. The record is from RefSeq and is a predicted model, not a curated record. Gene Ontology annotation, cellular component: protein farnesyltransferase complex. Gene Ontology annotation, molecular function: protein farnesyltransferase activity. Gene Ontology annotation, biological process: protein farnesylation.
GUACUUGCUAGAAUAGCUAGAACUAUGCAAUGGUCGUAUUAGCAGCAUUCUAUCAUUUUAUUUUUCUACAAAAGGCUAUGAGAGUGGUGAAUGAAGCGUAUAAUAGUAAAACUUGCACAGAGGGCAAAAUGUGUCUACCAUAGUGAGGGGUGACCCACCGCCCAGUGGGAAAAAAGAACAAUGAAUGCGCUUUCUCCAUUGCCAAUAACAGAACAAUAGCAGUGAGAUCGCUUAUGUGAUUAUUAUUGGUAUCGACAUUAGCUUCCUUUGUCCACAAGACUAUAUACGGAUCUAAGCUUCCUCGGAAGAUUUCAUGCCUGUCACUUCAGCGACAGGAAAGCAGCGUCGAAAAGUUCGUUUCGCUUCGACCAGUCAAAUAUCGGCGGGAAAGUCAAGCAUCACGUCCAACCAACCGGCAGAAAGCUGUCCGUCAUCGACAACUCUUUCACAGGAUCAUACACUGCCUAAGCAGCAGCGCAGAAUGAGCGAAACCCAAGUACAUCCGGCGGUCCCAGCGCUGUUCAAGGAGCUGCCGAUCAUCCAAGACGCUCUCAAAACUGAGACAACAAAGCUUCAAGAAGAAACCGUAAACAAAUGCUUACCAUUCCUGAAAGGUAUCCAUAGCAGUCAACAGGGAACGUUCAAUCAGUUUGGGGUACCGGCACUGAAUCGUGAUGAUCAUAUUGCCUAUCUGUAUGACUCCCUAGAGGACUAUCCGGGGAGCUUUGUGGCCCUUGAUGCCAGUCGUCCCUGGAUGGUUUACUGGGCCUUAGCUGGCUUAACCCUACUAGGUGAAGACAUCAGUCAGUUCCGUGAACGGGUAAUUACGUCGUUUAGACCUAUGCAGAACCUCACUGGUGGGUUUGGAGGAGGACAUGGCCAACUGUCACACUGCGCACCCUCUUAUGCUGCCGUUCUAUCGCUCGCCAUGGUUGGUGGCGAAGAGGCUUUCCAAUUGAUCGAUCGGGAGGCAAUGUGGAGAUGGCUCGGAAGACUGAAGCAGCCCGACGGUGGCUUUAGAGUAUCCGAGGGCGGGGAAGAAGAUGUGAGAGGCGCUUACUGCGCGAUGGUGCUUUUAUCGCUCCUUGACCUACCACUUACCUUGCCACCUGAUGCCGCAGCUCGGAAGCAUGGGUUCGAAAAGUUCACGAGUGGCCUGUCAGAUUAUCUAUCACGAUGCCAGACUUUCGAAGGUGGCAUCUCCGGUAGUCCCGGGUCGGAGGCGCAUGGCGCCUACGCUUUUUGCGCGUUGGCGUGCUUAUGCAUUCUAGGCAAGCCCGAAGCGACCAUUUCCAGAUCCGUGGAUGUUCCAAUGCUCCUAUCAUGGCUUUCCGCUCGACAGUACGCUCCAGAAGGAGGGUUCGCUGGACGGACCAACAAGUUGGUAGAUGGAUGUUACAGCUUCUGGGUUGGGGGUUGUUGGCCACUGAUUCAGUCCGCAAUAAAUGGCACCCAAUCAGCCUCGGCCCCUAAACAGACCUCAACGGACAACCUCUAUAGCCGCGAAGGCCUGACAAGAUACAUCCUUGCUUGCUGCCAGGGAAAGCACGGAGGGCUUCGUGACAAGCCCGGAAAACAUCCAGAUUCGUACCACACAUGCUAUACUCUCACUGGGUUGAGCACGACCCAAUAUCACCACUACCAUACCGAUGCUAGCGCAAGCUCCAAGGAGGACUUCUCCUCGGCAUUUUCCUGGAAAUCCCUUCCUGUCACCAGCUCGAACAAUGACGGAUCAGACUUGAUCGUAUUCGAUGAGAAAGAUCGGCUCACAGCGCUCCACCCUCUGUAUGUCAUUCCCCAUCAGGCUGCCGAGAAUAUGCGUACGUGGUAUGAAAAUGCACCGCUUGAGGUCUAGUUGAUUCUGGGCAAAUGAAAAGUGGACAAAACAACGAGAAUGGACUUCACCAAAGAUAAGAAAUGAUCUAUAAGGCAGACUGCUAUUAUUGUGUACAGUAAAAAUGCAGGACUAUGAUUGCUCCCAAUCCCAUGUCAACGCUCACCGGAGAACGCGUCAUACAGGAACCUCGAGGGUUGAUGAGCUAUGUUUGUAAACGAACAAGACGUAAGGGGUGAAAUGUGUAAGUACUAGGAAGAAGGAUGGAAAUCACGGGAUAUUGGUGGUACCGGCAGUUGGACACUGCAUGAAGUGGAAUGAUU